UAAACAUAUAAUCAAUUUAUUUGAUUGGCUCUCAACGCAUGAUUUAAGUCGUUGUCAAAGUUGUUAUAAUUUUGUUGAAAAAUAGUUUUUGCCAAAAAUCGACUUAAAAUAACACUUUCAUAGAGUCUCUAAACUUUGAAACAAUGCAUAUAUUUGUAAAAAUAGUUUUAUUUGCUUUAACUGUAACUCAAAUUAAUGGCGUCGACUUCACUGAUUGCGGAUCAGCUACGGGUAAAGUGACGGCCAUAUUAGUGACGGGCUGUUCCUCGUCCUCUGAUAUUUGUGACUUCAAAGCGGGAACCAAUGUCUCAAUUGAAGUAAAAUUUCAGUCGGAAACCAAUUCAAACGCAGCAACGGUUAAAAUAUGGGGAAUUAUUGCAGGUGUGCCUGUACCUUUUGAUCUAAAGCCCAGUGAUGCCUGCAGUCAUUGGAAUAUAAACUGUCCGAUAGUUAAUGGAAAUAAUUAUGAUCUCAAGAUAUCGGUUCCCAUACUCUCACAGUAUCCCAAAAUCAAAGUACAGGUUCGGGUGGCGCUCUUGGAUGCCAACAAUAGUAAACUAUUCUGUCAACAAUUUCCCGUUCAAAUUGAUUAACAACUUAUAUAAUUUCGAUUUUUUAUACAAUUUAAAUUACACUCAACUCAAACAUACAGUAUAAUUGAGUUAUAAAUUUACAGUAUAAGUC
This is a messenger RNA of Medioppia subpectinata, 684 nucleotides long. The record is from the annotation of a GenBank genome assembly. NCBI's taxonomy places the organism in Eukaryota, Metazoa, Arthropoda, Arachnida, Sarcoptiformes, Oppiidae.